Messenger RNA from Ceratina calcarata, 1564 nucleotides. It is a transcript of the gene Scgbeta, whose product is annotated as sarcoglycan beta. NCBI's taxonomy places the organism in Eukaryota, Metazoa, Arthropoda, Insecta, Hymenoptera, Apidae. The coding region runs from base 18 to 1328 and encodes 436 amino acids. The transcript is spliced from 4 exons. Gene Ontology annotation, biological process: muscle organ development. The record is from RefSeq and is a predicted model, not a curated record. Gene Ontology annotation, cellular component: sarcoglycan complex; sarcolemma.
GUUAUCCCCUCGGUUCCAUGUUCUUCCAUCGAUCUUCUUCCAUCGAUCGAGCCGGGGAAAGCUUUCUCCUUUCGUCCGUCCGAAUAUUGUGCGAACGUCUCUUCCAAAAUUUAGCGAACCUCGAGAUAUAUCGGUGGCAGAAUAUUUCGGACGAUGUUCGGCAUCGAUCCGGGAACGGACCCGCGCAAGCGCCAGCCGGCGAAUUUCACCUAGUCCUCGUUACUUGCUGUGUACGCGUACGCUCGAAAACGGGGUGGUCGUCUAUUUUCGUUUGUCCAGAAUCGCGUAGCGAUAGCGGAGUGGAGUCAAUGUCUGCCACCCUCGAUGCGUGCGUCAACGACACCGGAUCGCCCUCGAUAUCGAAGGCCGAGGACAACCUGUCCAACAGCGACGGGCCUCUGAUCAAAGGCUACGUUCGUCGGAACAGCUGCAGUAGCGUUCGUAUAAGUUCCGAGAACGUGAACAGGACGAUAGUAUCCUCUCACACGAUGUACACCGAGAAAUCGACGAAGCGACGUUACUGCCUGUGGAUGCUUACUUUCGUCUUGGCAGUGAUCGGCCUUUGCAAUCUGUUUCUGAACAUCACCGUGAUCGCCGUACUACGGAUCAGUCAGAGGAUGGAAGCGAUGGAAAUGAUACCCGACGAGAAUCUCGUCAAGUUCUAUGGGAAAACCGAUUUGGACGAGGUGUGCCUACGGUCGGGAGUCUGUCAAAGUUACGGGGACGAGUCGAUGGAAGUCUCCGGCGACGAUGCCGGCGUUCGGAUAGACGUGAACGACCAUCGGUCGCAUGACAAGACUCUGACCAAGGUGACGGUCUUACCAAACGGGACUACAAUGUCGAAAGUGGAGUCGUUUGAAGUAAAAGAUCCGAGGACCGCGAGCGUUUACUUUACCACAGAUUUCCCGAACUUCGGCUUACCGGCGGGCGUGGAUAAGAUCGACGUGAAGAUCGCCGAGACGCACAGGAUAACGUCGCCGGUGAACGAGAGCCUCAGCGUAAACUCCAACGAGCAAAUUUCGAUACAGGGUGCGGAGGGGACCAGUAUGGAGAGUAAGGACAUCGCCUGGAGCGCGGACAAAGACAUUCUCUUGAAGAGCGUCAAUGGGAGCAUCGUCCUCGAUUCGAAAGAUGGAGUGUCCAUCAACGUCGAGGAUAUACCGAUCGCGCCGAUGUUCCUUCAGAAUCCAUCCAGUCACGAGCAGGUCUACAAGGUCUGCAUCUGCAUGCCGCAGGGGAAACUGUUCACGGUACCGGUUCGCGCUGGCAUCGACACCAACUGUGCCCGAAUCAAUCGGGCCCCGGAGAACGAUCCAUGUUUGCGAUAAGAUUCAUGCUGUUUGUACUCUGAUUUUUUAAGUACUCUAAGUAGACUCUCCGCCGAGCGGCGAAUUUCAUUGUUUGUCUUACCUGAACGAACAAGAGCGUUUGCCCUGGAUCGUUCGAACUGCCGAGUGUACGAGGUCGCCAAGAAAAGAUUUGAAUUGUACUGCUGAGACGUAAACACGUCUCGGAUCUUAUUCAUGAAAAUACAUAAAGGGUCCUCAGUUGCAUUUGGAAAGAA